This is a messenger RNA of Nerophis lumbriciformis (worm pipefish), 2683 nucleotides long. It is a transcript of the gene poglut1, whose product is annotated as protein O-glucosyltransferase 1. Gene Ontology annotation, molecular function: UDP-xylosyltransferase activity; UDP-glucosyltransferase activity. Lineage: Eukaryota; Metazoa; Chordata; Actinopteri; Syngnathiformes; Syngnathidae. The record is from RefSeq and is a predicted model, not a curated record. Gene Ontology annotation, cellular component: endomembrane system. Gene Ontology annotation, biological process: protein O-linked glycosylation; positive regulation of Notch signaling pathway.
AGAGGAGCAACAAGUGCCUUCUUUGUGCGCGGCAGACAAAGCUUGUCGAUUGCGGAAAGAUGGAGCGUGACUGUGUGUGGGUCUUUCUACUGCUGUUGCAAGUGUGUUUUGUAUAUUCGCCAUGCGAAGCAGGACAACGGGAAAUCAUGGACAAAACAUCUGAGGCGGUUGCAGUGUACACUCAAUGCAGCUCUGCCAACUGUAGCUGCCAUCUAAGGGUCCUUGAGCAAGACCUGGGUCCCUUUCAAAGAGGAAUUUCAAAGGAUCUCAUGGCUCGGACAGUUGAAAGAGGAGUGGGCACCCACUACCAGAUCAUAGAUCAUAAAUUGUACAGGGAACGCAACUGCAUGUUCCCAGCCAGGUGCAGUGGGGUGGAGCAUUUCCUAUUAGAGCUGAUUGACAGGUUACCUGAUGUAGAGAUGGUGGUAAAUGUCAGGGAUUAUCCUCAAGUUCCAAACUGGGUGCAGGCCAUCUUCCCAGUUUUCUCCUUCAGCAAGACCUCAGACUACCACGACAUCAUGUACCCAGCAUGGACGUUCUGGGAGGGUGGUCCUGCUGUGUGGCCCAUAUAUCCCACUGGACUAGGAAGAUGGGAUCUAAUGAGGGACCAUCUUAAAAAAUCUGCUGCUCAGUGGCCAUGGCACUACAAAGAGUCCAAAGGAUUUUUCAGAGGUUCCAGAACCAGUUCAGAGCGUGACCCUCUGGUCCUCCUUUCUAGAGCAAUGCCACAGCUGGUUGAUGCAGAAUAUACCAAGAACCAGGCCUGGAAGUCUGACAAGGACACUCUCGGGAGACCGCCAGCCAAAGAAAUCCCAUUAGUUGACCACUGCAAGUACAAAUUUUUAUUCAACUUCCGAGGCGUGGCGGCAAGUUUUCGCUUCAAACAUCUCUUCCUCUGCGGCUCGCUGGUAUUUCAUGUGGGCGAUGAAUGGCAAGAGUUCUUCUACCCACAGCUUAAACCCUGGGUCCACUACAUCCCCGUCAAGCAGGAUCUGUCUGAUGUCAGAGAACUAUUACAGUUUGUCAAAGACAACGACGACAUUGCAGAAGAGAUUGCCAUCAGAGGUAUGGAGUUCAUUGCGGAGCAUCUGCAGAUGCAAGAUAUUUCCUGCUACUGGGAGAGACUCCUCACUGAGUUUAGUCAUUUGCUCUCCUACCAACCCCAAAGACGCAACGACUACAGUCAGAUCUUGCCCAAGCACCGCAACACUGAGCUAUAAUAAAGACACUGCAGAAACAAGGGAGGGAAUUGCAGUGAAUGGAAACAACCGACCCAUCCACCCAUUUUCUACCACUUGUCCCUCUUGGGGUAGGAGUGGUAGUAAAGGGGGUGGGGGGCUGGAGCCUAUCCCAGCUGCACAAGGGUGGAAGGCAGCUGGGUACACCCUUUACAAGUCAUUGAAGGGCCGACACAGAUAGACAAGCAUCCACACUCACCACACUAGGCCAUUUUAGCAUUGCCACCAUUUAAUGUAAAUACAGCUGAAGUCAUAGUCAGGUCGGGCUUAUACCGCCACGGGUAAGAUGUACCCCCGUGCUACCUGCCGCAUUCGGGCAGAUGGGGCUCGUAAACCUGGUAAGGCAGCCCAUCUAGGAGAAGGAAAUCUCCAAUCUCAAAACCACCGCUGCCUUGCGGUCAACCCACUUGAGGGUAAGGCUAAGGGAGUAAACCCUGACAGAAAAUCAGGAGCCGGAGUCAUGAAGGCGGUUUGAUGUUGUAGCGUCAUUCCGGCAACUCCUGUGGCGUCGCUGGUGCCAAGUUGUAUCGACAUUCGUCGCUCCCUUGGAUCCACCAGCCAUGCGGAGAGGGGGGGGCUUGCUGCCUGGACAACAGCUUGCCCUCCAUAGUUCCAUGUCCAGGCCAUGUAGAUUCACUGGAGAGGUCACUCCAGCAGAUACCGGUUCUAAGCCCAUCUGAUUGGCGAAGGAAACAGGUGCCAGGGGCCAUCUCCGUCCUUGGGAUGGACCAUCCCAGUGAGACCCCCCACCCCUCUUUUCGAUCUACCCCAUCGUCUCCCGAGACAGAAGGAUGCCAACGACGACAGCUGAAGUACAUUAAUCUUUAGUUGUAAUAUUUUACAAUUGUUUGUAUUAGAUGCAGUGUUCUUGUUUGAAAUGGGAGCUUAAUGUUGAAUAUGUUUUAAUAUUCACAGUUGUGGGGGAACAAGUUUGUGUUUUAAUGGUUAGCAAAUGUGUUAAAGAUGAUUCAUAGAUAGUAAUGUGAGCAAAAAGCUAUGGUAAUGUCAUUGAUCAAACAACAGCAGGAGGUUUAGUUUCUUAGCUGUUUUGCCAAUAACGUAUGGCACGUUAAUACAUUCUUGAACUGUCAUCAGUAUUUGUAUGUUCAGUUACGUUAACUGCGAUUAAACCGUUGGUUUUAUGGCACUUUGAAUUCUUGGAAUGCAACACGGAUGUUUGCUACAGUGAUGAGUGUGUCCUCCACCACACGGGGGCACUGUGUUUUUAUGUCGCUGCUAUUGUUUAGAUUUUAGUCACGUCCCAUCCAUGAAACAUGCUUGGUGGUCAAGCGAGCUCUGUUCCCAAUAGGUACUAGGCUCCAUUUCGACUUUCUCGAUGAAGAAAUGCCCUAUACUUGUGUUGUUUUCGGCUGUACGAAUCGUGAAAAGGGUGUAUUCAGCGAGUCUAAAUAAAAUAAAAUAAAGCAAAUGUGAGAAAAACCCAA